Messenger RNA from Tribolium castaneum (red flour beetle), 2089 nucleotides. Its product is annotated as UDP-glycosyltransferase UGT5. The record is from RefSeq and is a predicted model, not a curated record. NCBI's taxonomy places the organism in Eukaryota, Metazoa, Arthropoda, Insecta, Coleoptera, Tenebrionidae. The transcript has 4 exons. Gene Ontology annotation, molecular function: UDP-glycosyltransferase activity. The coding region runs from base 471 to 2009 and encodes 512 amino acids.
AGCCGUAAAUAAAACGUUAGAAGUAUGUAAGUGUGAAUCGAUAGUUUCGAGAAGCUUAAAUACCUGAUGUUUACCAGGUCAAGGAUAUAUUUCAACCAAAAAUUUUAGUGAUAAGAAAAAUAAACAUUGAUCAGUGAUCACUUCGAGCAUGACUUGACGAAUCGAGUGAUAGUGAUACGAAUACUUGUUAAUGAAUAAGCAUUUGGGAUCAAAUGUGAUACGUCAGUGUAACGUUACUCGCAGAAAUUAUGCUCUAAUAAAUUUCUCGAGUUCGAUAGGCAAUUGCAAAACUAGUAAAAACUUAUCUCAAGUUGCAUGAUUGUCUCAAAGUUGUUAUCAGAAAACCUAAUUCGGAAUCGCUACCUUUGAUGCCACAAACAGUGACCCUUUAUCUCAAGAAGGCACACAAACAGUAAAAAUAAAUCAUUGGCUCGGGUCCAACCGUAGUCGUUUGUUAGCAGUCGCGCAAUAUGUCUCUGCACGCGUUAAUAGUGUUAUCAAAUUUAUUCCUCUUGGUCCAUUCUUACAAAAUCCUGGCGUUGUUUCCCCAUCCCGGGAAAAGUCACGUAGACGUCUUUCUUCCUUUAACGAAAGCUCUAGCAAGAAAAGGUCACGAAGUUACCGUGAUCAGUCACUUCCCGUUGAAAACACCACAAAUCAACUACACGGACGUGAGUCUCGGCAACGAAACCACCCCUUUAAUUAACAUAUUGGAUAUGGACAAUAAAGCGCGGACGAGAUGGGAGAAGUGGGGCAUUAUACACCUACUGCAGGAAUUCGCAGCGUAUUCCUGCAAAAUUGGAUUCGAAUCGUCGCAAUUGCGAGAGUUUCUCAGACAUGAGCGCACUUUCGACGUGAUCAUUGUCGAAUUUUUCAAUAGUGAUUGUUUCGCUGGGCUUGUGCAGAAAUUCAAAGCGCCGGUGGUCGGGAUUAGCUCCUGCACCAUCAUGCACUGGACUAAUGAGAGGUUCGGGAAUCCCACACAUCCGGCCUACAUUCCGAAUAAUCUCAUGGAGUUUAGCGACCGAAUGACGUUUUUUCAGCGAAUUGAAAACUUGUUAAGCGGACUGUUUCAUCAUUUUUUUUACAACAAAAUCAUAAUGAACACGGAUGAAACGCUGAUUCGGAAAUAUCUCGGAUAUGAAACACCAACGCUCAAACAAAUUGUUUUUAAUGCCAGUUUAUUGCUGGUAAACACACAUUUCAGUUUAAAUCUGCCGAGACCCCUAGUUCCUGCUGUGAUCGAAGUCGGGGGGAUUCACAUUGAUAAGCCGAAAAAAAUACCAGAAAACCUCGAGAAAUGGAUAAACGAAUCCGCCCACGGAGUUAUUUACUUCAGUCUGGGCUCGAUGAUCAAAGGGCACACGUUUCCCGAUGAGAAAAGAAGCGAAUUUUUGAAAGCUUUCGGACGUUUGCCGCAGCGAGUCCUUUGGAAAUGGGAGAACGAAACGAUGUCGGGAAAACCAGACAACGUAAUGAUCCAGAAGUGGAUGCCUCAACUUGACAUUCUCUGCCAUCCGAACGUGAAAGCUUUCAUAUCUCACGGAGGGCUCCUGGGGACGACCGAAGCUGUCCACUGCGGCGUUCCGGUGGUGGUGAUGCCGCAGUAUGGCGAUCAGUUCACCAAUGCCCGAGCGCUGGAAGCGAACGGCGGUGGAGUGAUUCUGCAUCUGUCCGAAGCUACGGAAGAGAGAAUCUACGACGCGCUCAAAACGAUCCUCGAUCCGCGGUUUCAGAAACAAGCGAAGGAGCUUUCAGCGCGUUUCAGGGACCGGCCACUGCCGCCCCUCGAAACCGCCAUUUAUUGGGUCGAAUAUGUCGCACGUCACCGAGGAGCGCACCAUAUGCGGACUGCAGCUGUGGACAUGCCUCUCUACAAAUAUCUCCUCCUCGAUGUGAUCGCUUUCCUCGUCUUGGUCGCCGGCUUGCUGUUCGCCCUGUUCUUCUACGCCACUAGAGCCAUUCUCAGGAAAUUAUUCACGAAAAGAGACAAACAAAAAACCAAUUAAUCGAAAUGUUGUUGUGUAUGUGAAGGCUGUGCCCAUCUGUUAGUCUGAUGUAGGGAAAUAAAAACGUCCAAUUUAUAAAA